This is a messenger RNA of Leptinotarsa decemlineata (Colorado potato beetle), 2842 nucleotides long. RefSeq lists its product as uncharacterized. The record is from RefSeq and is a predicted model, not a curated record. Gene Ontology annotation, molecular function: DNA-binding transcription factor activity, RNA polymerase II-specific. NCBI's taxonomy places the organism in Eukaryota, Metazoa, Arthropoda, Insecta, Coleoptera, Chrysomelidae. Gene Ontology annotation, cellular component: nucleus. Gene Ontology annotation, biological process: regulation of transcription by RNA polymerase II.
GGCAGCACUGGUGGUAGUACGCUGUAAGUAGGCAUCAGAAGUAUUUCACGCCCUGGCAUAAUAGGAUUAUCAUUAUCAUUGGUCAGAACGAAAUUAUUGGUGUUUAAACUGUACCAUACAAAAACUAAUUUUGAAAAUACAUCUGCUUUGACCAAACCUCUCAGGAUAUGGCUUCUUUUGAAUGUGGAAGGCAAAUCAUUAGGGAGGUCCAAUUUGUUGGUUAUGAAGUUCCUUUUCAAAAACAUGAUGUGAAAUCUGAACCAAGAGACGCUGAAAUGUUCAGUGAAUGUGAAAGAAAUGACGAUGUCUCUGACAGUAACAUGCCCACCAAUGAUUUGGACGAAAACGAUAAAUUGAAAAUAAAUAUGCCUAUAGAUAAAUUUAAUCCAGAAGAAAUCAAAAUUGAAGAAACUUACUUUAGUCCUUAUUUCGAUCCCAAAUCUGAAAAGUAUGAGAAUGCAAUAGUGGAAGGUUCAAAUUUUAAAGAAUGUGAAGGACAAUUAUUUAGCCAUGAUAAUUGGCCCAGUAAUAGCUGGCAAAGUUAUAAUGAGUCUCAUGCCAUUCUACUUGAAAAUGUGACUGAGGAUUUGAAACCUGUUGGUUUCACCAUAGAUUCUGGAAACAUCUUUGUUGAAACGAAGGAAGAAACUAUCUUUGAGGAGAAGGAAGAGAUUUUCAAUGGAAAUAUUCCAUCAGGUCCAGAUGUUAUGGAGUUUGCUGUUGAAAAUGAUCACGUAAAGCAUAGGAUUUUACCAGCAACAUUUAAUGAACAAUACAAUUCUACAAACUGUUUGAAUUUAAAAACCAGUGAAAAACCUCAUAGUGGAGAAAAAACAUUUCGGUGUAAAAUAUGCUCAAAAUCGUUCAAUCGAAGUGAUGUUUUGAAACGCCAUGAAAAAAUUCAUACUGGGGAAAAACCCUUUCAGUGUAGAAUAUGCUCAAAGUCAUUCAUUAGAAAUAGUAAUUUAAUCAUUCAUGAAAGAACUCAUUCUGGUGAAAAACCGUUUCAUUGUAAAAUAUGCUCAAAAUCGUUCACUCAAAGUUUUCAUUUGAAAAGCCAUGAAAAUAUUCAUACUGGGGAAAAACCCUUUCGGUGUGAAAUAUGCUCAAAAUCAUUCGCUCUAAAAACUUAUUUGAAACGCCAUGAAAAAAUUCAUACAGGGGAAAAACCCUUUCAGUGUAGAAUAUGCUCAAAGUCAUUCAUUGGAAAAAGUAAUUUAAUCAUUCAUGAAAGAACUCAUUCUGGUAAAAAACAGUUUCAGUGUAGAAUAUGCUCAAAGUCAUUCAUUGGAAAUUCUCAUUUAAUUAGACACGAACGAAGUCAUUCUGGGGAAAAGCUGUUUCAGUGUAAAUUUUGCUCAAAAUCUUUCAGUCGAUAUGCUUAUUUGAAAGCCCAUGAAAAUAUUCAUACUGGAAAAAAUCUCUUUCGGUGUGAAAUAUGCUCAAAGUCAUUCUCUCAAAGUCGUAAUUUGAAAAUCCAUGAAAAACUUCAUACUGGCGAAAAAUCUUACAAGUGUAAAGUCUGCUCGAAAUCAUUCAUUCAAGGCAGUUCUUUGAAAUCCCAUGAAAAAACUCAUACUGGGGAAAAACCCUUUCAGUGUAGAACAUGCUCAAAGUCAUUUAUUCUCCAAAGUAAUUUGAUGAGGCAUGAAACAAUUCACACUGGUGAAAAACCAUUCCGAUGUAAAACUUGCUCAAAAUCAUUUAAUGAUAAAUGUGGUUUGAUAUACCACGAAAAAAAUCACACUUGCGAAAAACCAUUCCAGUGUGAAGUAUGUUCAAUGUCAUUCAUGCGAAAUAGUGCAUUAAUUAUACAUGAAAGAACUCAUUCUGGGGAAAAACCUUUCAAGUGUAAAGUCUGCUCAAAAUCAUUCAUUCAACGCAGUUCUUUGAAAUACCAUGAAAAAACUCAUACUGGCGAGAAACCAUUUCAAUGUGAAAUUUGCUUGAAAUCAUUCAUUCAAAGAAUCGAUUUGAAAUACCACGAAAAAAUUCACACUGGAGAAAAAUCAUUUCACUGUAAAAUAUGCUCAAAGUCAUUCAUUCGAAAUAGCGAAUUAAUUAAACAUGAAAGAACUCAUUCUGGGGAAAAACUUUUCAAGUGUAAAGUCUGCUCAAAAUCAUUCGUUCAACGCAGUACUUUGAAAUGCCACGAAAAAAUUCAUACUGGAGAGAAGCCAUUUCAGUGUAAAACUUGCUCAAAAUCAUUUAUUCAACGUAGUUCUUUCAAAUAUCAUGAAAAAAUACACACUGGAGAAAAACCAUUCCAGUGUAAAAUAUGCCCAAAGUCAUUCACUCGAAAGAGCGUAUUAAUUAGACAUGAAAGAACUCAUACAGGUCAAAAACCAUUUCAGUGUAAAAUCUGCCUAAAAUCAUUCAGUCAAAAUUGUCAAUUGAAGUCUCAUGAGAAAGGUCAUGAUUCUUUGAAAUUAUAAUUGUCAACAUUGUAAUAUUCUUACUUCAGAACUGGGUGGGUUAAUAUGGUCGUGGAUGGGUUUUUCUAUUAACUAGCUGUUGUCAUUCUACGGCGGAUAAAAGUGUAAACUGGUUUAAUGUUAGACAUGAUUUCAAUCUAUAAUUUACAUACAUUUUAACAAAAUUACUUUAUGUAAUAAAUCAAAUUAAGCCUCAAGACUGUAUUGACGUUGUGUACACCAGCGACGAGACCUGGGGAGUAGGCAGAUUGAGGCCCCUGUGUCAAGUCAGAAAAACCUUGCAGCGUGUCACCAUCUUGAGGAUUAGGCAGAUUGAGACAUCAGUAAAAAUGGCUUCCAUUUCGAAACGUUGAACUACCAAAAAUAUAAAACCUUUCGAAACUGACUAGGAGCUAGUACUCCGGAAU